Maniola jurtina (meadow brown) is the source of this 1761-nucleotide messenger RNA. RefSeq lists its product as uncharacterized. NCBI's taxonomy places the organism in Eukaryota, Metazoa, Arthropoda, Insecta, Lepidoptera, Nymphalidae. Bases 1 to 1761 code for a protein of 586 amino acids. The transcript is spliced from 3 exons. The record is from RefSeq and is a predicted model, not a curated record.
AUGUCUAGUCCAAACGAAACUUCUGGACCUAAGGGUGAUCGCACACCUGCAGAUAAGGGUGAUCGCACACCUGCGGACCCUUCAGAUACAAAAUCACAAAGUCAAACUGCAGUCUCGCUUUGCUCGCUUAAUACUAGUAUACCAAUGCGCACAACCGUUUUGCUGGCAACUGCGUGCGUCCGCGCUUUAGACUCACGUGGGACAGAAAACACUCUCAAAUGUCUUAUUGACAAUGCAUCGCAACACAACUAUAUAACAAAUGAUUGUGUCAAACGCUUAAAUUUGCACAUAGAGAACCUGACACAUCCCGCGUCUGUGAACGGGUUUGGGGGUACCUCUAGCAAAAUUAAGGGUAUAAGUCGCAUAACAAUAUUUUCACGCUUUAAUAAUAAAUCAUACUCGCUCACGCCGUUGAUUGUUGACAAAAUCACAGAUCACUUACCUACAUCGCCAGUAGAAAGGUCGCUGCUCAAUUAUUUAGAGAGCGUACCACUCGCAGACAAUACCUAUCACCUUCCAAGUAAGGUUGAUAUGAUUUUAGGCGCGCAAAUGUUUACGCAAAUUCUGCUAUCAGGCCGCGUUGCGGCUCCGCCUGGUAUGCCUCACGCUUUACAAACCACGCUUGGAUAUAUUUUAAUGGGCACAGCCCCGCUAACGCAAUCAGUUCCCCCUUCGCAAACGCAAACGCUAUGUGCUAUUACUAAUGAACGCUUAGAUAAUUCUUUACGCAAUUUUUUUGAAUUGGAGGAUGUACCUUCCCCUAAGAGUAAUUUCCUUAGCACGGAAGAACAAGAAUGCGAAGAUAUUUAUAAAAAGACGACAGAACGCGAUUCUCACGGUCGAUAUAUCGUAGCUUUGCCGUUUAAGUCCGACCCUAGUGUGUUGGGCAACGCUUCGCUAAACGCAGAAAAACGCUUUAAUUAUUUAGAACGCAAAUUAGAAAAAUCACCUUCUUUACGCGACGCUUAUAAUAAUAUUAUUGAUGAAUAUCUGGAGAAAGACUACUUGAGUCCAGUAACACAAACUCGCUCUGACGUACAAUACGUUAUUCCGCACCACGGCGUUCAACGCGACGAUAAAGUUUCUACUAAAGUCAGAAUCGUUCUGGAUGCUUCUGCUGUUGAAAAUGACACAAGCUUAAACUCGCUAUUACAUAAAGAUGAUCCUUUGCAAUUAUUUGAAUUUAAACGCGUCUGCUUUGGCCUCGCUUCAAGUCCCUUUCUUGCGCUUCGCACAUUAAAGCAGUUAGCUGAAGACGAAGGCAAAAAAUACCCUUUAGCUGCUGCCGUAAUAAAUGCAGGUCAAUUUUACAUGGAUGACGUCAUAUGUACAACGCACACCGUAGAAGACGCAAUUGAGUUGGCCGACCAAUUAUCGGAAAUGUUCGCAGCGGGUUGCUUCGAUUUAUUAAAAUGGUCGAGCAAUUCAUCGCAAUUUCUUGAACAUUAUCCUAAAGAACUUUUGCACCCUUCGCUUGCUAUUAACUUUGAACCCGAAUCUAGUCAGAAGGUUUUAGGGGUUAAGUGGGAACCUCAUAAAGAUUUGUUUACUUUUGACUUUGCACCUAAAGAAAUGAAAUGCACUAAACGCAACAUGUUGUCGGUCAUUGCUCAGUUAUUUGACGUUCUCGGAUUUGUAGCACCUAUGGAAUGUAGACGACAUAAGGAUGGAAACUUGCCCGACGCUCUGCGGUUCGGUGGUAAAAUGGUGAAUUUCCUAAAUGGAAAUAGAAAAUCUGCAUUAGAUAUAUCAGUCAUAUAG